ACCGCCACCCUGUUGUUUCCGCCCACAGUUUCGCCACAAGAGCGAUAACCAGGUGAACAGCCGCCAUUCCCAAGUUUUAAUCAACGGGAUCCUCCAGAAGGAGGAAUGGAUGAAUGUCCGUGUUGGUGAUAUCAUAAAAUUAGAAAAUAACCAGUUUGUUGCGGCUGAUCUGCUUCUGUUGUCCAGCAGCGAACCUCACGGACUUUGUUAUAUCGAGACGGCCGAGCUGGAUGGGGAGACCAAUAUGAAAGUCCGACAAGCUAUCCCAGUGACAUCCGAGCUGACUGACACCAACAACCUAGCGCAUUUUGAUGGAGAGGUGAUUUGCGAGCCCCCUAACAAUAAACUCGACAAAUUCAGCGGGACGCUGUACUGGAAAGACAACAAAUACUCCCUGAGCAACCAAAACAUGUUGUUGCGAGGUUGCGUCCUUCGUAAUACAGAGUGGUGCUUCGGCCUGGUCAUCUUCGCAGGGCCGGAUACCAAAUUAAUGCAAAACAGCGGCCGCACGAAAUUCAAGAGGACUAGCAUUGACCGUUUGAUGAAUACUUUGGUGCUUUGGAUUUUCGGGUUCCUGGUCUGCAUGGGGGUGAUCCUGGCUAUCGGCAAUUCCAUUUGGGAAUACGAAGUGGGCGUGUGCUUCCAGAUUUAUUUGCCGUGGGACAAAGUGGUGGACAAUGCCUUCUUGUCCGGGUUCCUGGCCUUCUGGUCUUACAUCAUCAUCCUCAAUACCGUAGUUCCCAUCUCUCUCUACGUCAGUGUGGAGGUGAUCCGUCUGGGUCACAGCUACUUCAUCAACUGGGACAAGAAAAUGUAUUGCGGGAAACGGUGCACGCCGGCCGAAGCCCGGACCACGACGCUAAACGAGGAAUUGGGACAGGUGGAAUAUAUAUUUUCGGACAAAACGGGGACCCUAACCCAGAACAUCAUGGUCUUCAGCAAGUGCUCCAUCAACGGGCGCAGCUACGGCGAUGCAUUGGAUGAUCUUGGAUACAAGGCUGAGCUGGGAAAGAAAACGGAUCCUGUGGAUUUUUCCUUCAACUCACUGGCCGAUCCCACGUUUACCUUCUGGGACACCGGACUUUUGGAAGCGGUCAAGCUGGGUGACCUCCACGUCCACGAGUUUUUCCGGCUGCUCUCCCUCUGCCACACCGUCAUGUCUGAAGAGAAGUGCCCAGGUUGGGAAGGGGAAUUCGAAGGCCAUCUCUGA
Molecule: messenger RNA, 1210 nt
Organism: Pseudonaja textilis
Lineage: Eukaryota; Metazoa; Chordata; Lepidosauria; Squamata; Elapidae
Source: RefSeq, a predicted model, not a curated record